UUUGUGAGGUGUUUACUGUACAGUCGCAAUAUUUCUGUCCAAUCCCUGUGUGGAAACGGGGCGGGAUGAGCGUUACUAAGACAAGUCUCGAGUCAAGUAUAAAGGGAAUAACAUGGUACCCCUGUGGCUGUUGAUGUUUACCUGAAGAAAGGAAUAAGCGAAUAACUGCCUUAUUUUAUGUUUUUGUAUAUAAGUUUACGUAUUUUUGAACUUUGUAGAUUUACACUGCCAUUGGCAUGUAAAUCGCACAUUCACUAAUGUGCCAAUAUUACAAAUGGAAAAGGGGUUUCACUUUGGAAACGUGAGCAUUUCCCUGGUGCUCCUGUUGUUGCUGAAAGCAUUGACUGGGACGUCUCAAACUCAAGACUCCGUCGUCGGGAGGGAGCCCGUGCCUGCCAUCCCGGGCUCAGACACAGCAGGUGAACAUGGUUCAGGAGUUAUGGAGAAAAGCUUGGGAAAUAUCGGCGCCCCGAUCAUUGGAGACGUAACGGUGGAGGACGACGAGAACGGGGCGACAGGGGAGGAGGAUGAGUCGCAUGAAGCCUACUCCGGAAAUAUUCCACCGACAAGGUCUCUGGUGAUCAUCAGCACGCUGGAUGGACGGAUCUCGGCUCUGGACCCCAACAACCAGGGACGCAAGCAGUGGGACCUGGACGUGGGAUCUGGCUGCCUGGUCUCCUCCAGCCUCAGCAAGCCUGAGGUGUUCGGCAGUAAGAUGUUCAUCCCAUCGCUGGACGGAGCCCUGUUCCAGUGGAAUCGGGACCGGGAGGUGAUGGAGGCGGUUCCGUUCAGCGUGGAGUCUCUGCUGGAGUCGUCCUACCGCAUCGCCGAGGACACGGUCCUGGUGGGGGGAAAGACCCUAACCACCUACGGCCUGGGAGCCUACAGCGGCAAGCUGAGGUAUAUCUGCUCUGCGGUUGGCUGCAGCCGCUGGGGUGAGGAGGAGACGGGGCCCGAGGACCUGUUGCUGCUCCACAGGACCCAGAAGACUGUCCGCGCCGUCCGGCCUCGCUCCGGCCUCGAGAAGUGGAACUUCAGUGUUGGUAACUUUGAGCUGAAGUUGGUGUCUGACCAGCAGUCGGGUCUGAGUUUCCUGGAGGGGGAGCUGGCCAGCGGGGACUUGUGGAAGGAGGAGAGGAGAGAUCGGCAGCGCGUCAUACAGGAGGAGGCCCAGGUGGAGAACCAGGACUUGGUCAUCAAGGUCUCCGUGCCUGACUGGAAAGUCCUAGCCUUCAGCACCAAGUCUGGAGGACAGCUGGUUUGGGAGCACCAGUUCUGCACCCCCAUCGCUGCCGCCUGGCUGGUGGGUGGGGGCAAGGUGACGCCCAUCAGCCUGUUUGACGACACGCGCUACGGCAGCCAAUCAGACGCUGAGCCUGAGGAGGAAGACAUCAUGGAGCAGGCCAGGGGCGCCACAGAGUCCAGCGUGUACCUGGGUAUGUUCCAGGGCCAGCUCUACCUGCAGUCAUCUGUCAGGGGCUCAGACAAGUUCCCCUCCCAGGCACUAAAGGGCCACAACGGCCACAUGCCCGUCGUCAAGUGGAAACCCCUCAUCCACUCCCCCUCCCGUACCCCGGUCCUGGUGGGUUCCGAUGAGUUUGACAAGUGCCUAAACAACGACAAGUUCUCCCAUGACGAGUACAGCAACGGAGCGCUGUCCGUCCUGCAGUAUCCCUACGAUAACGGCUACUACUACAGCCAGCGGUACCGGGAGAAGCGCGGAGCGGAGGUGAGCCAUGUCCCCAGCGAGGGGCGGCGCAGGAAGGACCCGGUGCUGCUGCUGCCCUGGUGGAAGGAGAUCCUGGGGACCAUUAUACUCUGCAUCGCCACCACCACCUACAUCGUACGCAAGUUCUUCCACCCCCCUGCCCCCGUCAUGUACAUACGGCAACGGAAGGAGUCAGAGACGCAGUGCCAGACAGACAGCAAGUUCGACCCCCCGGCCCUGGACUCCACCUCAGAGAUGGUUGCCAUAGAAACUCGUCUCAGCGACUACGUGUCCAGGUACCUGACAGACUUUGAGCCGGUGCAGUGUCUGGGCAGAGGGGGGUUCGGGGUCGUGUUUGAGGCCCGGAACAAAGUGGACGACUGCAACUACGCCAUCAAGAGGAUCCGCCUGCCCAACAGGGAGCAGGCCAGAGAGAAGGUGAUGCGGGAGGUGAAGGCGCUGGCCAAGCUGGAGCACCCUGGGAUCAUCCGCUACUUCAACGCCUGGCAGGAGAGCCCUCCACACGGUUGGCAGGAGGACAUGGACCAGAGGUGGCUCAAAGACGCCAGCACCACUGACUGGCACCUCAGCUUCCCAGACCACAUGGAGGCCCUGUCAGUCAAAGUGCCUGUGUCAUCCGCCUCCGGUGACGGGGGGGCGAGGGGGCCCGUCUCCCCGGGCGACCAGGCUCUGCUGUUCAGCAGCGGGGGUUGGCGGGGCGGACACGGCCUCCCUCCGGGCCAGGACAGCCUGAUGUCGGAGCAGGACAGCCAGCCCGACCCCGAGGCCUCCGACACCCCCCACUCCUUCGAGCUGUGCCCCCCCCGCGGCCCCGCCGACCGCACCUCCUCCUCCUUCGACAUCGUGUUCGAGGACUCCGGCUGCGACCGCGACGCCCACGGCGAGACGGACUCCGCCUCCGGCGCCGCCAGCCCUCACACGCUCACCGAGGCCGCUUCCUCUUCCUCCCUCACCCGGGGACAGGACCCUCCUGCUGCCCCCUCGUCCUCGCCCCCCCGCCCCACCUCCCUCUGCCUGGCUCCCAGCCCCCUCCGGGGCUCCUCGGGCCCCCAGCCGCCCCAGCGCCCCUCCCCCAGGGUGCACCUUUACAUCCAGAUGCAGCUGUGCCGGAAGGAGAACCUGAAGGACUGGAUGUCCCAGCGCUGCCUGGCGGACCAGAGACAGCGGGGACAGUGUCUGGACAUCUUCCUGCAGAUCGCUGAGGCGGUCGACUUCCUACACAGCAAGGGCCUCAUGCACAGGGACCUCAAGCCGUCCAACAUCUUCUUCACGCUGGACGACGUGGUGAAGGUGGGGGACCUGGGGCUGGUGACGGCCAUGGACCAGGACGAGGACGACGAGCCCAGCGUGCUCACGCCCCUGCCAGCCUACCCCCGGCACACGGGCCAGGUGGGCACCAAGCUGUACAUGAGCCCAGAGCAGCUGUCUGGAAACUCGUACUCCCACAAGGUGGACAUCUUCUCCCUGGGGCUGAUUCUGUUUGAGCUGCUCUUCCCCUUCCGCACCCAGAUGGAGAGGGUUCGGACUCUGACUGAAGUGAGGGCUCUGCAGUUUCCGGAUGUUUUCGCCAAGAACAACGUUCAGGAGCUGGGGAUGGUGCGGCGCAUGCUGUCGCGGAGCCCCCCGGAGCGGCCCGAGGCGGCGGAGAUCACCGAGACGCCGCUGUUCCAGGAGCUGGAGCUGCCCUGCAGGAUGAGGCAGCGCUCACGCACAUACAGCGCCUCCUCCAGCGGGAGGCCCGCACGCGCUCACAACACCUGAACACACACGGACACACGCGCACCUGAACACACACGGUCACACACGCACCUGAACAC
This is a messenger RNA of Hypomesus transpacificus, 3546 nucleotides long. RefSeq names its product eukaryotic translation initiation factor 2-alpha kinase 3 (gene eif2ak3). NCBI's taxonomy places the organism in Eukaryota, Metazoa, Chordata, Actinopteri, Osmeriformes, Osmeridae. The transcript has 17 exons. The record is from RefSeq and is a predicted model, not a curated record. Bases 275 to 3490 code for a protein of 1071 amino acids. Gene Ontology annotation, biological process: protein phosphorylation. Gene Ontology annotation, molecular function: ATP binding; protein kinase activity; protein binding.